GCUCGUAUAGAGGCCAGGCGCGAGGAAAACUCUGCUUAUCGAUUACGCACGUAACACAUUUUCCAGCGGCCGAAAAACCACACAAAUUUUCCUCAAAAUUUAAAUUUCUGCUGCCGAAUGAUAAUGGAGAUGAUAAUGAGGCUGUAACUGGGCCACAAGAGCAGACCGAAGGAAGUGUCAGUCAAGAGCGGAAAUAAGGCAGCUAGAGAGAAACGGGGGAUUCCCAGGAGGAGGAGGAGGAGAAGGACACCAACCAGCAGACACCAUCCGAGUUCAAGGAACUAACAAACAAUGAAUCCCUACACAGCGGGCGGGGGAGGAGCAGGAGGCGCCAAUCCCUUUGGAGCACCAGCCACGGGAGCAGGCUAUGGACAGCAGGGUUACGGCUAUGAGCAGCAGGCAACAGGUGGUUAUGACCAGGGCAUGAACUAUGGCGAUCAGCAUCAACAGCAGGCAGCUGGAUACGGUCCACCCGGGGCCAGACCACGCGUAGAUGUGGAGGCCAGUGGCGAAGUGGAUCCCAAUUUAUAUCCGGAGGCUAAGGACUCAACGCACAAAGUACGCGGCCACUCGGACAUCCUGGAGAUGUUCUUUGGGGCGAGCACGGAACGCGAGCUGAUUCCCGUUAAGAGCUUUUACUUCUUCUUCUACGCCGCCUUCGGUUCUCUGUUUCCGCUGAUGGGAGUAUACUUCAAGCAGAUGGGCAUGAAUCCAGGCCAGUGCGGCAUCCUGGUGGGCAUGCGUCCCUUCGUCGAGUUCCUCUCGGCCCCCUUUUGGGGCUCCUAUGCUGAUCGCUGUCGGCAGGGCAAGCGGCUGCUGCUGGGCUCCCUGGCCUGCUGGGUCCUCUUCACCAUCCCACUGAGCUUCAUCCGGCCGGAGGCCAUCAAUUGUAUCGAGCGGCGUAAUGCCACGGACUUUGUGCUGACCUACACCCGCACCAAGCGAGAUCUAUCUUCUAUGUACGAGCCGGAGCCGGAGCGAAUGGAUCAGCUGAUGGGCACAAUGCCGGCGGAAGAGGCUCUUGAGGAAGCGGAGGCUGCUCAUAGUCGGCACAAGAGAUCGCUGCUGCUGCCCAGGAUCGAUGCGGGCAUUUCGCCAGUGCACAUUAACUUUGUGAGCAACUACGACGACAAAUACCACAGGGACUACGUGACGCCCAUCUUCAGCUCAAUGGUCUACAGGACACCGGACAUCCAAAAGGCCUUCUUCCUGCUGCUGCUGGUGAUCCUGAUCGGCGAAUUCUUCAGCGCUCCGGCAAUCACUUUGGCCGACUCUGCGGUGAUAACCCUGCUGGGGGAGGAUGCGGACAAGUACGGACAUCAGCGGAUGUUUGGCUCCCUGGGCUGGGGCAUCUCCAUGUUCCUGGUGGGCAUUGCUCUGGAUCACUCCACCUCGUUCUCAAACCAUCCUUGCGGGGCGCAGAACAAGGAGAAGAACUACAACAUCUGCUUUUCCAUUUUCUCCGUGCUUAUGACCUGUGCGAUUAUAUCCGCCUCAAAGAUCACCUUCAAGUACGAUCCCAUCGAUGAGCAGCAGGCGGCCCAACAGGCGGCGGCACAGUUCGUGGAUCCUGGAAAGAGGGCCGAGGACGAGUCGAUGAACCAACUGGCCGCCCAGCUGAAUCUGCCAUCGCUGGCAGUGGGUAGCGGCAGUGCCGCCUCGGGUGCCUGUGCCGGUGGCGUGAGUAGCUUCCUGGCCGCCGGCCAUCAGCCGCAGCCCCACAUUGGCGCCGAGUCCAAGGUGUUUGCGCAGACGGCGAAAGAGUUGCCCGAAUGGAUGACCGUGCUGACCCAUUUCAAGGACCUGAAGACCGCCUCCUUUCUGUUUGUGGCCUGGUUCAUGGGCUUCGGCAUCGGGCUGAUCUUCACCUUUCUGUUCUGGCAUCUGCAGGACUAUGGCGGCACUCCCACGCUCUUUGGCGUGGCCUCCGUGAUCAACCAUGUGUCCGAGAUCUUUGCCUACUUCUUCAGCUUCCGUCUGAUCACCCAGAUCGGCCAUGUCAAGGUCCUGUGUCUGGGCCUAAUUGGCAAUGUCCUGCGCUUCCUUUAUAUCUCUUAUCUGACCAAUCCGUGGAUGGUGCUGCCCUUCGAACUGAUGCAGGGCAUCACCCAUGCGGCCGUGUGGGCAGCCUCCUGCUCCUACAUUGCCCACAACACGCCCAAGCAUCUGAGGGCCUCGGCCCAGGGCGUACUCCAGGGCAUCCACCAUGGAUUGGGACGCGGCUGCGGCGCCAUAAUCGGUGGCAUGUUCGUCACCUACUACGGUACUACUGCUACCUUCCGCUGGUACGGCAUCGCCUGCCUCUUUGUCCUCGGCUUCUUCAUCUUUGUCAACUUUUAUCGCAAGGAGCAAGGCUUCAUCUCGGAGAUUCCGGUCACCGAGGAUCCGCAUCAGGUGGCCGAGGAGACCUCGCACUUGGCUCCGCAUGGCGUUCCCAGCAAUCCCAUUCCCCGGGCUCUGUCCAACUCGCGCCUGAACGAAAUGAAUCCGAAUGGAGGACCCUAUGGCACAUACCAGACCACUGGCGGCAACCUGGAUAUUCCCGGCGCUAACCAGCACAAUCCGUUUGCCCAGUAAGCUGUCACGGAUCCUCUCAAGAAAUCGGUCAGACAGGCCAUCAUCUCGUUACUCACAAAACUAACAAAAGAAAUGAAAAUGAAAAACUAAAACGAACAAAGUAUAACCGCAAACAUAUCUUGGACAUUGGCCUGCAAUAUGAAUUGCAUAACUGCAUUGCUUUAAUUUGAUUUGUUGAUCUACACAUAUAGCAUAUAGCAUAUACAUAUACACAUAUAAUAUAUUUUAUAUAGGACAUGCAACAUGCCACAUGCCACAUUCAACAUAGCCAGCAUAAAGAUUCCAUAUGAUUUAGAUUGAUUUUACAUGUAUUAGAGAGAAGGAGGAAAUCGAAACGAAUUUUCACAUAGCAGCUUAGCAAUAAACAUAGUGCAAUAUAGAUAUGUACAUGUAUAUAUAUAUAUAUAUAUUGUGCGGAUCUAUAAUAUUUAUAGGCCUUUUUAUAGAUUUGUUGCAAGGCAUUAUUCUAAGUUCUCAAGCCCACUUUUGGGCGCUCACCAAGCCAGAUCGAUCACACAUACGCCCGGGUAGCCCCCGAAAAUCACAAAAACAUAAAGUACCUAUACUAAAACAAAAUACGCAGAGAUUGAAAUCAUUAAACAAAAAAUAUAAAUAAAAAAAACAUGUGAAUACGGAGCGCCUUUCAAGGCUAUAAGACAUUGGGAAGCAGCGAAAGCUGCUUCGUUUAGCCGCUGUUGAUUAUGAAUAUAAUGUUCACCAAACUAAUUUAGAUUAUCCUUUGUCUUAUGGGCUUGAAACGCACCGUAUGUGAAGAAGUUUAGGGGAAAAUUAAUAUUCUUGGUUUCAAAUACUUUCCAAAUUCAAGAAUGUCCGUUUUCCUUUAGAAUGUUCAGUAGAAAGUUGAUUUAAUUUACCUUUAAGAAACGUUAUUUACGAAUAUUAAUUCCCAAAAAUGUUCUAUGCAAUAUUAUGAUGAAGAAAUAAAAUCAAGCAAGUUAAAGGAAUAUUAUAAAAUAUAAAUGUAGUUGCAUUGACAAAAAAAGAAGACAUUUAGAUAAAAAUAAUACAAUAAACUAGCAACUGAAGAUAAGAAGAGAAAACAAGUAAAAACCAAAGGAUAAACAAAUGUUGUAACGAAUGAUAUUAUGGAAAUCCGCCUCAUUGCAAUCAAGUGUUGAAUAUUUUAAUUUUUACACAAAUAUACGAGUACUAAACAUACAUAUUUUGAAAUACCUAAAGAGAAACCUAUAACAUAGAGAAGUAUAUAUAGUAUAUGGAAGAAGACGCACCAAACGGAAAAAUAUGGAAAAGCAAACUACACUAAACUGUAUCUGUACCUAAGAGAUAUUUUUCCUGAUUUCAGCUCGACGAUAAUGUAAGCUAAUCUCUCGCUCGAUAUACAUAAAAUACAUUGAAUGAAGGAAGCAUUAAAGUAUAAAUACUAUAUAUUGUUGAUAGCAAAUUUGAUUGGCAUUGGAUAUUUUCUUGUAACGAUACGCUAGUUCUCGUGUACAGCACCGUACUUAUAUAUAUAUAUAUUAUAUUUGUGGAGAUUUUUCGGAUAGACUAACCUUAGUAUUAUGCAUUCUGUACAACUGCACUCACAGUUAUGUUUGUUGAGCCGAUAUUAAAUGAAACUCUCUCUCUCUAUAUAAACAUAUAUAUAUUUAAAUGGAAUAUAGAUACUCGUAUAGGGUAUACACACUUAUAUAUGAAUGUACAAGUAUUAUACACAAUGCGCAUACAUAUGAUACAAAAGGAUACAAUACCCGAUACCCCAAUACCCCUAAAACCAUAUAAAACAAGAACAAGAAACCCUGAAUGGCAAGUGAACGCAAGAAAUCAUGUAAUUAUGUAUGUUUAAUAAAACGUUUAACUACCGAGUGAAGUCUAAAGACAAAGGCACAACUUAU
Drosophila kikkawai is the source of this 4451-nucleotide messenger RNA. It is a transcript of the gene jef, whose product is annotated as major facilitator superfamily domain-containing protein 6 jef. NCBI's taxonomy places the organism in Eukaryota, Metazoa, Arthropoda, Insecta, Diptera, Drosophilidae. Gene Ontology annotation, cellular component: membrane. The record is from RefSeq and is a predicted model, not a curated record.